Vidua chalybeata is the source of this 1848-nucleotide messenger RNA. RefSeq names its product Rab geranylgeranyltransferase subunit alpha (gene RABGGTA). Gene Ontology annotation, molecular function: zinc ion binding; Rab geranylgeranyltransferase activity. Gene Ontology annotation, cellular component: Rab-protein geranylgeranyltransferase complex; cytoplasm. The record is from RefSeq and is a predicted model, not a curated record. The transcript is spliced from 17 exons. Lineage: Eukaryota; Metazoa; Chordata; Aves; Passeriformes; Viduidae. Bases 82 to 1713 code for a protein of 543 amino acids. Gene Ontology annotation, biological process: protein geranylgeranylation.
UUCCCGGCAGCCCCCGCGCCGCCCUCAGCCGCCGCCGCCGCCGCUGCUCCGGUCCCGGAUCCCGCCGCGCCGAGUGAGGAAAUGCACGGGCGGCUCAAGCUCCGCCCCCCGGACUCCGCCCGGCGCCGGCAGCGGGAGGAGAAACUGAGGCACUACCGGGAGGCCAUGGACACCUUACUGGGGGGGGCGCCGCCCGCCCAGGUGCUCUCCCUGACGGGCUCGGUCCUGGCCGCCAAUCCCGACGUGGGCACCUGCUGGAACCUGCGCCGGCGGGCACUGGGAGCACUGGGAGGCGACUGGGUGCCCUCGGAGCUGUCGUUCGUGGGGCAGUGCCUGGGCGUCAACCCCAAAUCCUACGGGGCGUGGCACCACCGGGGCUGGGUGCUGCGCCACGCCCCGGCGCCCCCUGCUGGCCGGGAGGACCUGGCGCUGUGCGAGCGCCUCCUGGCGGCCGACCCCCGCAACUUCCACGCCUGGGAGCACCGGCGGGCUCUGGUGGCCGGGCAGGACGCCGAGGCCGAGCUGGCCUUCGCCGGGGCCCUGCUGAGCCGCGACUUCUCCAACUUCUCGGCCUGGCACCACCGGCUGCGGCUGCUGGCGCCCGCCCGGGGCCGCGCGCAGGGCGAGCCCGGGGCGCUGCCCCCCGAAAGGCUGAAGGAAGAGCUGGAGCUGGUGCAGAACGCCGUCUUCACCGACCCCACGGACCAAAGCGCCUGGGUGUACCUGCGCUGCAUCCUCUCCCGAGCCUCCCCGCCGCCGAGGAUCAUCUGUGUCCAUGUCGACCGCGAGGACGCGACGCUGGCUGUCAUCUUCUCCCGGCCUGUCAAGGUGAACCCGGAGUGCCCAGAGCUAAGGGCCACCAUGGACGGCUCCGCCCUGGCCGGGCCGUGGCGCUCAGGGGAGGGGCGGCCACGCCCCAGCCACACCUGGCUCUGCGACCUCCCUGCCCCGCCCACCGAGCGCCCCGCCCACCUGGAGGUCACCUGGGCGCCUGACUCCGCCCUCCGUGAGGUGACGCUGCUGCCAGGUGAGGCUGAGGCUUGGUGGCAGGAGCCAAUCGUGGAGCGGGAGCUGUUCUGGCCGGAGCUGGGCGUGGCCGAUGCUCAGGUGCUGCAGGAUCAGGUGCAGAUGUGCCAGGAGCUGCUGGAGCUCGAGCCCCAGAGCCGCGGCUGCCUGCUGACCCUGGCCCUGCUCUGGGCCGCGCUGGAUCCCCGGGGCCGCGCCCGCCACGUCCGGGAGCACCUGCAGAGCCUGCGGGACGCUGACCCGCUGCGCUCCGGCUUCGUGGCCGACGUCCGCUCCCGCUUCGAGGCCGUGCUGGCCAUACUGGGAGCGGGGGAGGGGCUGAGCCUGGCCGCCAAGGGGCUGACGUCGCUGCCGCUGCUGGAGCGCAUGGCCGCCGUCACUCGCCUGGAGCUGGCUGGGAACGAACUGCGAGCACUGCCGGGGGAGCUGGGAGCGCUGCGGAGAGUGGAGGAACUGGAUCUCUCCGACAACCACGUGACCGAAGUGGGCGUGGCCCCGCCCCUCCCCCGCCUGCGCCUGCUGCGGCUGGACCGGAACCCGAUUGGCCACGCCCCCGCUCUCGCCCCAUUGGCUGCCUGGCCCCGCCUCGCCCGGCUGGGAUUGGCUGAGACCCCGCUGGGCUCCGCCCCCGGCGGCCCCGCCCUCCUGGCCGAGCUCCUCCCCGGCGUUGACGUCACCUUCAGCUGAUUGGCUGCUGCUGCUGCUGCUGGCCACGCCCCUUUCCCGGUGUGGCCACGCCUCCUUUCCCGUUCGGCGCGAGAGCUUCCGCGUUCGGCUCCGCCCCUUCCGGCGUUCAAUAAAGGCGUGUCCCAGUAACUUCCA